GAGAGAGGAGGGAAACGUGUCACCAGCUCGGCUCCGGGAGCUCCGCUGCCGCCGCGUUUGUGGACUCGCGCGGGAGAGGACUUGAGUCUGGACCGGACCCCGCGGAGGGCAGAGCCGGGAGAGGAGGGAGAGAAGGAGGCUGAGCAGAGCGCGGCGGCGAGAGCCAUCCAGGUCGCUCACUGCUCUCGGGACGGAAGGCUCACGCGAGGCGGCUCAGCGGCAGGUCUGCUCCAGAGACUCGCUUGGAAAUAGUUCUGGGCCGGAGUCUGCUGGCAUCCUUGCUGGGGCAGAGUUCUGGACCUGUUGCCCAGACGUUCAUUUUGAUAUCUACCCUUGAAGGCCUUCCAUGAAGAACCCAGGGUCCCAAGUACUCAAGAAGGUCCUACUUGUUCACAUGGAAGUUUUUGGAAGUUUCUGGAUCAGAGCAGUGUGGUAGCACUCAAAUGAGGGCACAGGAGUUGGGUGAACAGUGGAGGAACUAAAGGGACAGUCUGGAUAAUUCUGACAGUAGUUAUCCCAUGGAAGAAGGAGAGAGGCCCAGAAGGGCCAGUCAGACAGUGAACAAGUAAACACAAUGACUUCAGCUCGCUUGAAGGUACCAUGAAGAAACGAAGCUUCCUUCCUGUAAGGGACAGAGCAUACAGGCUGCCUGAACCUGGUGUUGGCUCACGUUGUGGUUUUGAGAAAGCCUGAGGGCCAGAAAGCAGUCCUGGGAGAAGCCCUCUGGGUGGGCAGUCGGAACCUUCAGGUCCAGAGGAGAAGCCGUCCCCUCACCUGGACUUAUGACCCGCGGCUUCGCCCCCAGCCUGCCUGUCGAGUUCCCCAAGAUGGGCUCUUUCCGCAGGCCCAGACCGCGCUUCAUGAGCUCCCCGGCGCUCAGCGACCUGCCCCGCUUCCAGGCAGCCCGCCAGGCUCUGCAGCUGAGCUCCAACUCGGCCUGGAACAGCGUCCAGACUGCCGUGAUCAAUGUCUUUAAAGGGGGCGGCUUGCAAAGCAAUGAGCUCUACACACUGAACGAAAACAUCAGGAGGCUGCUGAAGAGUGAACUUGGAUCGUUCAUUACAGACUAUUUUCAGAACCAGCUUCUAGCAAAAGGACUGCUGUUUGUGGAGGAGAAGAUUAAGCUGUGUGAAGGUGAAAAUCGCAUGGAGGUUCUGGCUGAAGUCUGGGACCACUUCUUCACUGAGACGCUCCCCACCCUGCAGGCAAUAUUCUAUCCAGUUCAGGAGAAGUGUCUGGCCUGCAGCGCACUGCUCUUUUCAUCUCAUCCUCAGCUCCACCCUGCACCCCUGCGAGAGGAUUUGAAGCCUUUAUGUGGAUGGUUCACUCCCUGUGUCCACAGACUUGUCCCUUCUCUGCAAUACUCACUCUUCGGCCAACAGUGGGUCUUAAGAAGACACACCAGGGAGGGCCAGGAGCUGACCAUCCGCCAGAUCUCCCUGCUGGGCUUCCGCGACCUGGUCCUGCUGAAGGUGAAGCUGGAUGACUUGCUGCUGCUGGCCCAGCCCCAGCUGCCCUCGUCCAUCGUCCAGAUGUUGCUCAUCCUGCAGAGUGUCCACGAGCCCACAGGCCCAAGCGAGGGUUAUUUGCAGCUGGAGGAGCUGGUGAAGCAGGUCAUUUCUCCUUUCCUCGGCAUCAGCGAGGACCGCAGCGUCUCAGGCCCCACGUACACACUGGCCAGGCGCCACUCCAGGGCCCGGCCCAAGGUCACGCUCUUGAGCUACGCCUCCCCGAUGACUGCCGUCAGCCGGCCCCUGAACGAGAUGGCCCUGACCCCUCUGACGGAGCAAGAGGGCGAGGCCUACCUAGAGAAGUGUGGCAGUGUCCGGCGACACACGGUGGCCAAUGCCCACUCGGACAUCCAGCUGCUGGCCAUGGCCACCAGGAUGCACUCGGGCUUAGGGGAGGAGCCUGGCGGCGAGGACAAGUGCCUGCUUCUGCCACCCAGCUUCCCGCCGCCCCACCGGCAGUGCUCCAGUGAGCCCAACAUCACUGAUGGCCCUGAUGAGCCGGAGCAGGUGGCAGCGGGCAGCCAGGAGGACUCAGAGCUGAACUGUUCAUCCCUCAGCUGAAUGCCCGCCUCUGGGACCUCCCAGCUCCUGCCUGGCCACCAGGAUGAGGGCGGCUUCAUCCGCGAGGACCGCCGAGGGGAGCUCUUCCUUUGGGCAAUGCUGCCUUAUGCCUUUCCAGGUACAGGCUAGUGUGAGCACCCUUGGGAAAAUCCCCGUCGUGAGCCUUUCCAUUUUCAUGACUGUGACCACCUACCUCUUGGCGGCCACACAGAUCCAACUGCCUAAUGUUCACCUUCUGACUUUCAGCCUUGCCUGCCUGACUCAACUCAAAUCCUCCUCUCUGGGCUUUUCCCCUCAGAUAUUGGACUAUCUGAUCCUCCCAGCCCUAUAUUGCAGUGCCCCUGGCGUUCCUAUAGCAGGAAGUCGUCCGACCCACACACACAGCCAGCAAGGAUGUGUUGGCGUGUGGAGUUCCCCUUGAGGGUCCUUGUGAUACAGAGGCCGAUGGGUGAAAAGAGGCAAUAGAGAGGUACCUCUUCUCUCCGUCUUGUGUGGAGUAAAAGUAGACUGCAGCCCCUCCCAAGCCUGACUCUGGGAAUGCAGCUUUCAUUUCAGUUUCAGAAUUACUGGGAAAGAGUGGCCCCACCGGUGGGUGAGGGUCUGUCCUCACCUAUAUCCAGACCCUAUGUGCUGCCCUUGGCUUUUGGCCCAGGAGGGCCACAGUGCUGGAGGAACCCCGUCUUUGAUUAAGCCUCAGCAUUCCCCUCUCAGGCUUCCUCCCCGACUCAAGGAACUAACCUUCCCGGUGGAGUAGCUGGUGCCUCCCUCCCUUUCUCAUUUCAGAAACUGACCCUUUUCCUAUUGUGGGGUUGGGGCCAGCUGAUACCAACCAACCAGUCUGUUCCUGGAUUUGACUUGAAUUUUUUAAAUGUGCAUCGUUUCAAAAAUAAAUUGCUUGCAAGUAUUUGCACGUAGGAUCUUGUACCGCUCAUUUCCAAUGGGGUGUGUCUUCAAACUGAAAAACAGCAAGCCCCCUAAGAAAGGAGACUGGAAGUGGUCCAGGGUGAAAGUGAUCCGUGGUGGGCAGGGCUUAGAGGCCGCAGAGGUCUGGAAGCAGCUGGACUUGAAUCCAGUGUGGCCUGUGUUUGUGAGUGUUGUGGUUUAUAGGAAAAGUUGCAUUGAGAUAGAGAGACUCAGCUUGUCUCAUGAGCUGAGAGUUCUAGCAAAUGGGAUGUCUCAGCGCUCUACAGUGCAGGGAGCUGGGAAAGAUGUGGGCAGGACCUUUUGGAGAGAUGUCCAUUCCCUGUGAUUAAAGAAGUGCCUGGAAUGUAUAACCUGUGGGGCCUUGACAUGUUUUUGGGGGCAGCGGGCUUUGGUACUGUGCUAUAUAUAUCCUCAGCACUCCUCCCUCCAUCCAGGUCUGGGCUUUUUAUCUCCGUUGACCUCCCUGUUCUUUUUGUAUUUGCCUGUUGGCCCCGCUGAUAACAGCUCCAGAAAAAAGAGAAGGCCCCUGGGCCCUUCUGGCACCUUCUAGGUAUCCUGUUAAUCUUUGGAAACUUUGUUUAUGAAAUGUCAGAGACAUGAGCCAGUUUGGCUUCCAAUAUGGCAGGAGGUGGCCGGGAGAGAAUGAGGACAGUUUAAGCUGCCAACAGAGGAGGAAAGCUUCUAAGCUCAUCUAAGCCUUGACAGCAUUUCCCUUCUGGGUGAAGAUUUGAAAUAUGACCAGAGGCAUGCUUUUGAUGGCUUUUGAUUUGGAAAUUUUGUUUAAAAAGUUGUUUCGUUUUCAGCCUUUUAAGAGAUUGAUGGAAGAGAAAUGUCCAAAGGAGAUCUUCUGAGAAUUUCAAACAAAAAAUAAUCUGUGUAUGCGUUGGAUAAAGUCCACAAAUUCACUAACAGGUAUCAGUAGGUAACAACAUGAUGAUUUAUUUAACUGAUGGCUUCUGUCCUUAUUGGUACACUUAGCACUUGGGACUAGUAUUUAUUGAUCCAGGCAAAGUAAUUAAUCAUGCUUGGGUUUGCUUUUUUAGUUUACAACCUGAAUGAUAUAUAUGUCUGUAAAUGCUUUUUCCACACACUAAAUGCCCCUGAUGGGGACAUCAGUCAUCAGUUAAAUAUGUAAGCUCUUAGGCUGAGAAUGGGAGUGUCAGUACAGACCCAGUGUACUUAAUUGCUAAUGAAUGUUAGCCAGUUUACAACUUUACCUUUGAUGUACACACCUGAUAUUUGUACAGUAUUUCACACUGUACAUAUAAAAA
Messenger RNA from Aethalodelphis obliquidens (Pacific white-sided dolphin), 4267 nucleotides. RefSeq names its product proline rich 5 like (gene PRR5L). The record is from RefSeq and is a predicted model, not a curated record. Lineage: Eukaryota; Metazoa; Chordata; Mammalia; Artiodactyla; Delphinidae. Gene Ontology annotation, cellular component: TORC2 complex. The transcript has 13 exons. Bases 783 to 2072 code for a protein of 429 amino acids. Gene Ontology annotation, biological process: TORC2 signaling.